UUGAACCCCAUUUCCGAAACAAAACGGUAUGGCGGAAAGGAAGCAAAAAAGGCCAAAAAAGACAGCGGCAAGCAUCAUCAGACUCCAACUGGAAUGCAAAAAAUGCGUAUGCCUGUGCGAGUAGGUGUGGGGCGAUGCAACUGGCACUGUCGAAUUGGAAACCAAAAUCUCAUUCCCAUUCCGAUUCCAUUCUCUCUCUCUCUCACUUACCCUUCAAGCCUCCCCCACCCCCCACACCCCCCAAUUUUUUCUUUUCUUUUUUAAAAUCCCAAUGCACUUAUUAAAACCCAUACGCAAACCCCACUCCCACCAACCCACUCAACUCCCAAAACCUCAACCUCUCUCUCACCACCACCGCCGCCGCUACCGUACCAAUGCACGGUCCAGAUCGAUGGCUCACCCACCUCCUAAUCAAUUCCGGGCCCUCCGAUCCGUGUCUCGGACUCGGCGGCUUAUUCCUCGACCACCAAACUAUUCCUCCCUCCUUCGUCUCACUCUUCGAUUCGGGUUCCCGGACUAUCCAGACCAACGCGGCGGUCAGGCUAAGAAGAAAGAGAUUUCGGGGCGGGUUCUUGUCGGUGGGCUUGUCGAUAAAGGGCGGCUCCGAUGUGGAAGUCAUGGGGCAAAACGGGAAUAAUAAAAGUUUGGUGGAGGAAGAAGAGGAAGAGGACCACGAAACGUCGUCGUUGUCGUUGUGUAAUAAAGAGGAAGACAAGGUUAAGGUUAAGGUUAGGGGAUCAUCGUCAGGUGCUUUCAAUGUCACCAAGCAUCUCUGGUCUGGUGCUGUUGCUGCUAUGGUCUCUAGGACCUUUGUUGCCCCGCUAGAGAGAUUAAAGCUGGAAUAUAUGGUUCGUGGGGAACAGAAGAAACUUUUUGAGCUAAUCCAGACAAUCGCGGCUUCACAAGGGUUGAAAGGUUUUUGGAAAGGAAAUUUUGUCAAUAUUCUUCGCACAGCACCCUUUAAGGCUAUCAAUUUCUACGCUUAUGAUACAUACAGAAAUCAACUGAUGAGAAUGACUGGGAAUGAAGAAACAACAAACUUUGAGAGGUUUGUUGCUGGUGCUGCAUCUGGAAUUACUGCCACCUUGCUUUGCAUACCUAUGGACACUAUCAGGACAAAGAUGGUAGCACCUGGUGGGGAGGCCUUGGGUGGUGUGAUCGGUACUUUCCGCCACAUGAUCCAAACGGAAGGGUUCUUUUCUCUUUACAAGGGCUUAGUACCCUCUAUUUUAAGCAUGGCUCCUUCUGGUGCAGUGUUCUAUGGUGUUUAUGAUAUAUUAAAAUCAGCAUAUCUGCAUUCGCCAGAGGGGAGAAAAAGAAUCCAAAACAUGAAACAAGGUCAGGAAUUGAAUGCUUUAGAACAGCUGGAGUUGGGUCCAAUUAGAACAUUAAUUUAUGGGGCAGUUGCUGGUGCUUGUGCUGAAGCUGCUACAUAUCCAUUUGAAGUUGUGAGGAGACAGCUUCAAAUGCAAGUGAAGGAAACACAGUUAAGUGCAAUGGCAACUUGCAUCAAAAUUGUUGAGCAAGGAGGUAUUCCUGCUCUCUAUGCAGGAUUAAUUCCCAGCUUAUUGCAGGUUUUACCAUCAGCUGCCAUAAGUUAUUUUGUGUAUGAGUUCAUGAAGAUAGUUCUCAAAGUAGAGUCCACAUAGAAGUGCAAGUCUGCUAAACGGUACAUCGGACAGCACUUGUGAUAGUUAAAUCUUUUCCAUAAUUUUUUGAGAGGCCGCUGCGCCCAUGGUGGGAGAGGGGGGGUGGGGGUUGCUAGGAUAAAGGGUGAUAGGAAAAAUGGAAUAUACAUGAUUAAAUGGAGCAGUUGAUGUUUUCGGAUGUGCUUCUGCUAGACAAUUGGAAUCAUUUUAAUUUUUGAAGCAAAAAA
Messenger RNA from Quercus lobata, 1876 nucleotides. Its product is annotated as Mitochondrial substrate carrier family protein. Bases 375 to 1649 code for a protein of 424 amino acids. The transcript is spliced from 4 exons. NCBI's taxonomy places the organism in Eukaryota, Viridiplantae, Streptophyta, Magnoliopsida, Fagales, Fagaceae. The record is from RefSeq and is a predicted model, not a curated record. Gene Ontology annotation, biological process: transmembrane transport.